CACUAAGGGAAAAUGCAAUCCAGAACUAUAAUACCAAAUUCGAACGGCAGAACCAGAUUGGUACCAGUCGAGCAAGAUCACUGGGACUCUGGAGAGGUUCAAACUCGUUCCUCAUUCAAGAGACACGCUAAGGGAAAUGUGAGCAUCGUUGAGUGCGAUCCACAAGGAAAGUACAUCAUUCUUGAAAACACCAGUGGAUCAGUUGCCGAAGAUGUAAGCAACUUUGAAAUCCGUCGUGUUAUUGAUGGAGUUCAAGCCUUCGUUUUCCGUCUCCCAUCUCACUUAGUUAUUCAACAACACGGACAUCUUAAGAUUUACGGGCGCAAUGCAGGAGAAAUUAACCUAACACCAGACUCAAUUGUGAUGGAAUCUCACGCAUCAUGGGGACAAGGAAGACAAGCUGAAACAUUCUUGUACAAUAGUCACGGAAUUGAAAAGGCUUCGCACAUUCUAAUCGAUCGUUUCCUUCAGUUAUUACACCCAUCAUCUAAUUAAUCUCAUUACGAUUAAUCGUUUCAAAUAAUACUUUAAUCAUUCCUAUAUAUGUAUAUUUAAUUUUCCGUUGCAAAGAUGAAACCAAAAAGAAACAUUAUUUGUUUUCUAAAUGAACAAAAAUAAAAAUUUCAGUAUGAA
Molecule: messenger RNA, 633 nt
Organism: Caenorhabditis elegans
Lineage: Eukaryota; Metazoa; Nematoda; Chromadorea; Rhabditida; Rhabditidae
Gene: F10C1.8
Product: LTD domain-containing protein
Exons: 4
Coding region: 13-495 (160 amino acids)
Source: RefSeq, marked reviewed